AUGACCUCCAAAAAUGACGCCAAGCUGCCUGAGCAGCAGCAUGAACAACAGGAGCAAGAGCAACAUCAGCAGCAUAACACUACAGGCGACCGUACACACGCCCAAUUCAGAUUCCCUUGGGAGGCUUACUCGCCAAGUCCGAGGAUAGGAUCGUCGACGAAGGAAGGUUACUUCAAUGCACCCAUACCCACGUUCCAGCAGCCCGCCGCCUUUGACACGACCUCGACGAGUCCUCAUGUUCAAUGGUCCCCUGGGUUUCAGUUUCCUACCAAACGCGGAUCCGAUGCCAAAGAUUGCGCGACGCAAAUCGACGCUUCUGUACAGCGCCAUGGUUCCACGGAAGGUCCAACGCCCAUCCGGCCAUCAUACAGUCCGAAACGAAGAAGAUCGUCAAUCUCUGGCAUCCCGAUCCCUCCAGAUGCGAUCCUUCCUGCUGAAGGGAGGCGUCCAUUCCCUCAGAGAAGACGUUCGAACUCAUUGCCAUCGGCUUCCGUCCCAUCACUGAACUCGGCGCCGGGAAAACCAGAAGUCCGCAAGGUCAUCUUCACGCCCAGUCCUUUCCGUCGUGACACCUUAUUUCCAACUGACGCAGGGCCCAAACCGCUAGCCACAUUCAAAGGUGAACGACUUGUCGAACAUCCCGAGGAAGAAUUCGAACACCUUCGACGACCCUCGACCCGUGAGAGUGUACGCAGUCUCGAGAGGUGGCACAACCUGAAGACUAGAGCCUCUCACAAAGCGCGUAGCAGAUCAUGUCAACUCCUCUUUGAAUAUUCAGUCUACACUUUUAUCGUGUGUUUCAUAUAUCUUGUCGCCAUUGGGCGACCGCUAUGGAAAGGGGCGGUGUGGUAUAUGUGGUACGCUCUCAAGUAUAUCUACACAAUCAAAGCAGGUUGCGUGGUUUUCAUCGGCGUCGCAUUCUUUUACUCUAUGGGCGCAUUGAUAGUUCACUAUGAACCCGACCCAGCACCAGUGUCGCCAGAUGAGCUUGCAUCACACAUCGAAAAAGCCGGCAGCACAGCAUUGAUCAUUCCGUGUUACAAAUCCGCGGGCGCCAUUGAAGCGACGCUACAGGCCGCUCUGAAGACCUUUCCGCCUCAGAACAUUUACGUCGUUGCAAAUGGCAAUAGUCCUACACCACUGGACGACACCGAGGAGGUUAUUCGACCUUACAAAGUCAAUCACAUAUGGGUGCCUAUCGGCUCGAAAAUCGUGGCCCAAUUCGUCGGCACCUAUGCUGCAUACAAAUUCCAGUAUGUCCUGAUGAUUGACGACGACUGCCUGCUUCCGGCCAACUUCCCAAUCGUCUCGGACCGCAUCCAACCCGGCACCAAGCACGGUCUGGUCAAGUGCGUUGGAUAUACCAUCAAAGCCACCGGUCCAAACGGCUCGAAAGGAAAUGCGAUUCAACAGCUUCAGGACUUGGAGUACAAGAUGGCGGGCAUGCAACGUCAGUUUGCUGGAAGUUGGGGCAGUGCCACCUUCGCCCACGGCGCCAUUGCUUUAUGGGAACGAGAUUUCAUUCUCAAGUGUUUCCGGCACCAUCCUGGCUUCAAGAUCUCGGAGGACUGGUACUUUGGUCUGGUCUGCCGAAACCUCGGAGGUCGGGUCGUCAUGUGCUCGUCUGUGUUGGUCGAAACAGAAGUCCCAUCUGGCCUGUUUGUCGGCUCCGGCUCCAGAGGCGGCUUUGGCGAGAUGACCGUGUACAAACAGCGCUUUUACCGCUGGAAUUUUCUGUUCUUGUUUCGCCUGUGGCACAAUCUCGAGCACAUUCUUUUCAAGUGGAAUCUUGGAGUUUACGAUAUCGGCUCCAAGAUCUACACCUUCCAAGGGUUCUAUGAAACUUUCCUGUAUAUCACGGGUCCGGUACUAUUGCCGAUCGCUUUUGCCAUCAAGCCCCGAUUUAUGGGAUUGAUGACUGGGGUUGUGAUGGCCAUGUACAUUCUUAUAGUCAAUUACUUUAAUGAGGUUACUUUACGCCGGAAAAAUGAGAUGGUUUCUCGAAAAGUUGUAAUGUUAUACUAUCCACCUUACAAAUUUGUGUUGAGGUUGAUGAACAUCGUUUCAGUGUAUUAUUCGGCGGUCAAAUACGCACAAUACUUUGCGAAACGACACCCUUCAAUCAUUGAAGACGCCCAAGCAGUGGAAUUGGUGAUCGAGUCGAAGAAAAGAGCAAAAAGUGUCGCUCCUCCCAUGCCAGACCGUAGACCUUCAUUCUUCAGAAGAUUGAGUCUGGGUCGAAGGAAGAGUACUGCUGUCGUCCAUCACGACGAGGAGAAGAUGCCUGCGAGACCGAAGACAGCUCCGGUAGAUGGCAUGAGUGUCGCGGACCAAGCUGUCCAACCUCAGAUGGUUGAGAUCGAUCGAAGGACGAGUGGUAUCGGGCCAUUUUCCAGGCGUCCUUCUACGGCUUCCGGGAAACGAAUGAGUGUCGCGGAUCAAGCUGUCCAACAUCCCAUGGAUGGCCUGAGUCCACGCGCGAGUGUUGAUGGAGUAGGGCCAUUCUCCAGACGUUCUUCUACGGCUCCUGGAAAACGAAUGAGUGUCACGGUUCAAGCUGCUCAACAUGUCAGGGAUGGCAUGAAUCCACGCGCGAGUGUCGGCGGUUUAGGGCCAUUCAUCAGGCGUCCGUCCACGGCUCAUGGGAAACGCAUGAGUGUCGCGGAUCAAGAGGUCCAACAACCGAUGGUUGAGAUGGAUCGACGCACGAGUGGUGUCGGGCCAUUCUCCAGGCGUCCCUCAACUGCCCCUAAUCGGACUGAAAGCGUCGAUGAGAAAGUGCUGUAG
Exophiala viscosa is the source of this 2787-nucleotide messenger RNA. RefSeq lists its product as uncharacterized. The record is from RefSeq and is a predicted model, not a curated record. The transcript is spliced from 6 exons. NCBI's taxonomy places the organism in Eukaryota, Fungi, Ascomycota, Eurotiomycetes, Chaetothyriales, Herpotrichiellaceae. The coding region runs from base 1 to 2787 and encodes 928 amino acids.